Cynoglossus semilaevis (tongue sole) is the source of this 2416-nucleotide messenger RNA. Its product is annotated as thioredoxin domain-containing protein 3 homolog. NCBI's taxonomy places the organism in Eukaryota, Metazoa, Chordata, Actinopteri, Pleuronectiformes, Cynoglossidae. Gene Ontology annotation, molecular function: nucleoside diphosphate kinase activity. The transcript has 17 exons. Bases 389 to 2329 code for a protein of 646 amino acids. The record is from RefSeq and is a predicted model, not a curated record. Gene Ontology annotation, biological process: CTP biosynthetic process; GTP biosynthetic process; UTP biosynthetic process.
UAUUUAAGAAAAUUAGAAAUAAAAAAAUGUCUUCUCUACUGCUGGAUGUUAGAGUUCCCAACUGUCCAUUUAAGGUACUUGCUGUUUCCUCGGUGACCACUAAGAGGCAGCAGAGGAUGAUAGGCAGGGUUGAUAGUAGCCCUAAGCUCAAUUAAGUAAUUAUUUUACCGAUAACACAAGUAAUUAAUAUUCAAAGCGGAUUCUUACGAACAAAAAAGGUUUAUAAAAAAAAGUUCUGUGUAAAUGAGACACGCCCCCCAGGAAGAGGAAAUCACUGUUGCCUAGCAACCAAGCGCCGCAAACAACCACUGAAAACAUCCGAGUUUCACCACGUGACGCAACAUAGACACAAUAGACAAAUAACAUUUAGGCUGAAAUAUAGAUAGAAAUGACAGGAAAGAAGAAAGAAGCAAGUCUGCAGGUGUCUGUCACGAACCAAGAGCAGUGGGAGGAGAUGUUGGCAACUAAAGGGUUAACGGUUGUUGAUGUUUACCAGCAGUGGUGUGGCCCCUGCCGAGCUGUCGUCAGCCUGCUACGGAAAAUUAAAAACGAAUUGGGCGAUGACCUGUUACAUUUGGCCACAGCCGAGGCAGACGGCAUCGAUGCCUUGGAGAGGUAUCGAGGAAAAUGUGAGCCCACGUUCCUUUUCUAUGGGGGUGGAGGGUUGGUGUCUGUGCUGCGGGGGGCCGACGCACCUCAGCUCCAGAGGAUUAUUUUAGAAGAACUGGCCAAAGAGAAGUUGGUCCUGGAGCAAGGAGGCGAACGCAAAGUGAUCAAAGAUGAAGGUUUGGUGAAUGAUGAUAAUGAAGAAAAGGAGGAGGCGCCUCAGCAGUUGCAAAAUGAAGAAAGCAUCACUGUUCCAGUUAGUAAAUCCUACACCGUCGCCAUCAUCAAACCAGAUGCUGUUGCUCACGGCAAAGCAAAUGAGAUUAUCAUGAAGAUACAGGACGCAGGAUUUGAGAUUCUGGCCCAUGAGGAACGAACCCUGUCUGAGGCUGAGGCUCGAAAUUUUUACCAGCACAAAACAGCAGAGGCUUACUUUGAGGAGCUGGUACAGUUCAUGUCCAGUGGUCCCUCCCACAUCCUGGUGCUGUCUCAGGCCGAAGGUUCUGCCAAUGUUGUCCCAGCUUGGCGUGAGUUCAUCGGCCCAGCAGACACAGAGGAAGCCAGGAGAGAAAAGCCAGACAGCUUGCGGGCACAAUACGGCACGCAGCCAGUGUUCAAUGCAGUGCACGGCAGUGAGGACAGCGACCAGGCCAGCAGGGAGCUCGCCUUCUUCUUCCCCAACUUUAGCAGAGCCUCGGUACAGAAGCAGGAUGGGGAGGAAGAGCCUGUGGAGAGGACACUGGCUCUAAUCCGGCCUGACGUUGCCAGAGAGAGGAGAGAGGAAAUCCUUUCUCAGAUCCACAAGUCAGGUUUCUCAGUGGCUCUACAAAGAGAGGUGAUGUUGACCGAGGAACAGGUCAGACAGUUCUACUCCCAGCAUGUGGAGGAGGACUACUAUCCUAUGCUAGUGAAAAGCAUGACCAGUGGCCCAGUGCUGGCUUUGGCUUUGGUCAGCACAGGGGCUGUCCAACGCUGGAGGAGCAACCUUGGUCCUCCUGACAUUAAUAAAGCCAAAGAGGAGAAUCCUGACUGUCUGAGAGCUCAGUUUGCUGUGGAGAAUGAGCCCAUCAACCAGCUCCAUGGAAGUGCAAAUCAGGAAGAGGCAGAGCGAGAGAUUAACUUCUUCUUCCCCAUGCAGCGAACACUGGCAGUCAUCAAACCCGAUGCCAUGGAGGAGCACAAAGAGGGAAUAUUGGAAGAGAUCCAGGCCACUGGUUUCACUGUGGCACAGCUGAAGGAGACGGUGCUAUCAAAGGAAAUGGCUGAGGAGUUUUAUAAGGAGCACCGGGGAAAGCCUUUCUUUGAGCAGCUGGUGGAGUUCAUGUGUCGCGGACCCUGCACGAUGCUUGUCCUGACCAAGGAAAAUGCAGUGGAGGAAUGGAGGGCCAUGAUGGGCCCCACAGACCCAGAGCAGGCCAAAGUGACAUCCCCAAAUUCCUUGAGGGCUCGCUUUGCCAGCAGUAUCCUCCACAACUCGGUCCACGGUGCUUCAAACGAGCAACACGCAGAGGAAAAGAUCGGUUUUAUUUUUGGUGAAAUCUGCACAGAUGCAGAAUCUAACUCUGAUGGAAGCAUUCCAGCAAAAGAGCAAGAAAAUCCUGGAAAAGAAAAUACAGCAGUGUCUGGAUCCCAUGGUGAAGACACUUCUGAUGACAAUCAGCAGCAACAGAUGGGUGAUCCAGAGAGUCCAGACGCCAGUCAGACAGGAGACAAUUUGAACUAACCAUCCUAGGACUCUGGACAGAGCACCUCAUGUAACACUUGUCCCAAACCUGGGAUAAUGGGAAUGUUAGUAUCAGGAAUAUUUGAC